AUGGACCCAAUUCGUAUAUACGUACAUAUCCAUGUAUUCGGUUAGCAACGCGGACUCCACUCUGGAGCUGUCGCUCGCUCUUGGCGCUUUCUGAGACUGAUCUAGUAUCUCACUCUCUCUCUCUCUGUUCUCUCUCUCCACUACCCUCUUCUUCUCCAAUCAGUUCCGCCACUCUUCUUCCCCGCUCCAAUUUCACCAGCCCUAAACUUCACAUCUUCUCCUUUAAAACCCUACUUCUCUUCUUCCAUUUCACACCCAUUUCACCCUCCACUCACUCAACUCCUCAGAUCUAGAAUACCCACCUUCCAAUUUUCACAAGAAGAUGGAAUUCAACGACAAGCUACUGAACGUGGGCCUCGUAAUCCUCGCAACCCUCGCCGUCGCAAAACUCAUCUCCGCAUUCCUAAACCCUGAAAGAACCCGCCUCCCUCCGGUCAUCGCCUCGUGGCCGGUCCUCGGCGGCCUGGUCCGGUUCCUGAAGGGACCGGUGCAGAUGCUCAGGGAAGAGUACCCCAAGCUGGGGAGCGUGUUCACGCUGAGCCUGCUGAACAAGAAGAUCACGUUCUUCAUCGGUCCGGAUGUGUCGGCCCACUUCUUCAAGGCCUCCGAGUCGGAUCUGAGCCAGCAGGAGAUGUACCAGUUCAACGUGCCCACGUUCGGGCCUGGCGUGGUGUUCGAUGUGGAUUAUAGUGUGAGGCAGGAGCAGUUCCGGUUCUUUACUGAGUCCUUGAGGGUGAACAAGUUGAAGGGUUAUGUGGAUCAGAUGGUCAUGGAGGCUCAGGAAUACUUCUCAAAAUGGGGAGAUAGUGGUGAGGUGGACUUAAAAUACGAGUUGGAGCAUCUAAUCAUCUUGACAGCAAGUAGAUGUCUACUUGGUGAGGAAGUACGAAAUAAGCUCUUUGAAGACGUGUCUGCUCUCUUCCAUGAUCUAGACAGCGGGAUGCUCCCCAUUAGUGUUAUAUUCCCCUACCUCCCCAUCCCAGCCCACCGCCGCCGUGACCAGGCCCGCCAGAAGCUUGCGGAUAUCUUUGCAAAAAUCAUUGCCGCACGCAAACGCACCGGCAAAUCAGAGAACGACAUGUUGCAGUCCUUCAUGGACUCAAAGUACAAAGACGGUCGCCAAACUACUGAGUCUGAGGUCACUGGAUUGCUAAUUGCUGCGCUCUUUGCUGGGCAGCACACCAGUUCCAUCACCUCCACCUGGACCGGGGCCUACCUCCUUAGUAAUAAGAAGUACAUGUCAUCUGUGUUGGAUGAGCAGAAGAAUCUGAUGAAAAAACAUGGGAACAAUGUCGAUCACGAUAUCUUGUCUGAGAUGGACGUAUUGUAUAGGUGUAUCAAGGAAGCAUUGAGACUCCACCCUCCUCUGAUACUGCUUUUGCGUACCUCCCACAGUGACUUCAGUGUGAAAACUAGGGAAGGGAAGGAGUAUGAUAUACCAAAGGGCCACAUUGUUGCCACAUCACCUGCUUUCGCUAAUCGUCUCCCUCAUAUUUACAAGGAUCCAGACACGUUUGACCCUGAUAGAUUUGCUCCCGGUAGAGAAGAAGACAAAGUAGCUGGGGCGUUUUCGUACAUCGCUUUUGGUGGUGGCAGACAUGGGUGUCUAGGGGAGCCAUUUGCUUAUCUGCAAAUAAAGGCGAUUUGGAGCCAUUUGCUGAGGAACUUUGAGCUGGAACUGGUCUCACCUUUUCCAGAGAUUGACUGGAAUGCCAUGGUCGUGGGUGUGAAAGGAAAGGUUAUGGUGCGGUACAAGCGCCGUGAACUUCCUAUUAACUAACUGUGAGCGGGAAAACCUUGCUUCACUAUCUCCAUGGGUGAGGCAAGUUUAAAUUGCACACUUGUUCUCUUAGGUAUCGGUUUUCAAUUUUUGUUGUUGUUCUAGUUUGUGUUUUCACUUUUGACUCUACUCUAUUUGUGCCUAAAGUCUUUUAGUAAUGUUCUUUCUGAAUUGUGAUAUCUUAUAUCCGUCCUUUAUUAAUGAUGUUGGUAAUUUUGCGCA
Molecule: messenger RNA, 2002 nt
Organism: Rhododendron vialii
Lineage: Eukaryota; Viridiplantae; Streptophyta; Magnoliopsida; Ericales; Ericaceae
Product: sterol 14-demethylase-like
Exons: 2
Coding region: 323-1780 (485 amino acids)
Molecular function (GO): iron ion binding; heme binding; oxidoreductase activity, acting on paired donors, with incorporation or reduction of molecular oxygen
Source: RefSeq, a predicted model, not a curated record